AUGGAAGUUACAGAAAUGUGUAUGGUGAGGUGGAUGCGUGGGCACACAUUGAUAGAUCGAAUUAAGAACCAAGAGUUUAGGGACAAACUAGGGAUAGCCCCAGUUUCUGGAAAAAUGCGCAAAAAUAGAUUGAGGUGGUUUGGACAUGUACAGAGAAAAACUUUCGUCGCCCCUGUAAGGAGGGUAAAAAGCAUUAUAGUAGAGGGUAAGAGGAGUCGAGAAAGAUCCAGGAGAACAUGGGAUGAGCAAAUAAAAGUUGACUUACAUGAGUUAAACCUCUCUAAGGGCCUGAUUAGGGAUAGAGAUAGUUGGAGGCGUCAUAUCCAUGUUGUAGUCUACUGA
This is a messenger RNA of Amaranthus tricolor (Joseph's coat), 342 nucleotides long. RefSeq lists its product as uncharacterized. The record is from RefSeq and is a predicted model, not a curated record. The transcript has a single exon. Bases 1 to 342 code for a protein of 113 amino acids. NCBI's taxonomy places the organism in Eukaryota, Viridiplantae, Streptophyta, Magnoliopsida, Caryophyllales, Amaranthaceae.